AAAACACGGUUUUGAUCUGAGGUCUCAGCAGUCAGGCAGUCACUCCACACCCCCAGCAGCAACCUACGCAAGAGGAGAGAGAAAGUGCGCGACGAGAGAGCAGUCGCCAUGCCUACUGUUAGCGUUGGAAGAGACCGUCUUUUCGACGCUCUUGGCCAAACUUAUGAAGAUAAAGAAUUUGAAGAAUUGUGCUUCAGGUUCGGCAUUGAGCUCGAUGCUAUAACAACGGAGAAGGCAAUUAUGAGGAAGGAGAAGCAUUUAACAGACAAUGAGUCGACAGAAGAUGAAGAAAUUAUAUACAAAAUUGAAGUACCUGCUAAUAGGUAUGAUUUACUUUGUCUGGAGGGUCUUGCGCAGGCCCUGCGAAUUUUCGAAGAGCGUCAAGCUACUCCGACGUAUACGCUCACUAAUGUUACGGAUCAAUCAGUGCUGAAAAUGCAUGUAAAAUCAGAGACAUCUUCAAUCCGGCCUUUUGUUGUUUGUGCUGUUCUAAGAGGUGUUACUUUUGAUGAAGUAAGAUACAACAGCUUCAUUGAGCUUCAAGAUAGGCUGCAUCAGAACAUAUGCCGCCGAAGAACCUUGGUAGCUAUUGGGACUCAUGACUUGGAUACCAUCCAAGGCCCUUUCACUUAUGAGGCUUUGCCACCAUCCGAAAUAGAUUUUGUCCCAUUGAAGCAGGUAAAAUCAUUCAGGGUGGAUGAGCUAAUGGAGUUCUACAAGUCUGAUUUGAAGCUGAAGAAAUACUUGCAUAUAAUAGAGAACUCACCUGUGUUUCCAGUUAUAUAUGAUCGUGACAGAACAGUGUUGUCUUUACCCCCAAUAAUAAAUGGCGCACAUUCAGCUAUUACUCUGGAGACAAAAAAUGUUUUCAUAGAAUGUACAGCCACUGAUUUGACGAAGGCUAAGAUUGUUCUGAAUACUAUGGUUACUAUGUUCUCGGGGUACUGUGAAAAGAAAUUUGAAGUUGAACCAGUUGAAGUGCUAUAUUCAGAUGGAAAGUCAUAUGUUUGUCCUGAUCUUUCACUCUAUGAGAUGGAAGUAUCUCUGUCGUACAUCAAUGAUGCAAUUGGAGUAUCUCUGGAGGCAGAUGAGGUUACUCAAUUAUUGAAGAAGAUGCAAUUGGAUGCCAAGAAGUUUGAUUCAGCUGAUAAUCAGUGCAAAAUUAAUGUUUUGAUUCCUCCUACCAGAAGCGAUAUUCUUCAUCCUUGUGAUGUGAUGGAGGAUGUUGCUAUUGCUUUUGGAUACAAUGAAAUUCCAAAGAGAAAGCCUGCAUCGAUAAAGCCACUGGGAUUGAAUGAACUAAGUGAUCUGAUUAGAUCUGAGAUUGCAAUGAAUGGAUUUUCAGAGGUUUUGAAUUGGAUAUUGUGCUCUUACAAAGAAAAUUUUUCCAUGUUGAGUCGUAAGGAUGACAAAUCGUCUGCAGUGAUUAUUGCAAAUCCUCGUUCUGCUGAUUUUGAGGUGGUACGUAGCAGUCUCAUGUCUGGUAUAUUGAAAACUGUCGGACAUAAUAAAGAUCAUCCGAAGCCUAUCAAGAUUUUUGAAGUUGGUGAUAUAGCGCUCCUUGAUGAUACAAAAGAUGUUGGUGCCCGGAAUUGCCGUCAACUUGCAGCGCUUUAUUGUGGUGCUAGUUCUGGUUUUGAGAUAAUACACUCCCUAAUCGACAGAGUUAUGGAAAUAGUUGGUACUCCUUUUGUUGCUGAAGGGGAUUGCUCUGGCUACUACAUAAAGCGUGCAGAUAACCCGGAGUUUCUUUCGGGGAGGCAAGCCAACAUCAUUUACAAAGGCAAGCACAUAGGCACUUUUGGUAUUGUGCAUCCAGAGGUCUUGAACAACUUUGAUAUUCCAGAUCCUUGUUCGUAUGUGGAACUUAAUGUAGAGAGCUUCUUAUAGUUGUUAUCUUGUUAUAAAACUGGUUCCUGCAAUUGUCCGUAUUUUGGUCUCAUUUCAUGACGAGCUGUGAGCCUCUGAUUUUAGUUGGGUGUGUAAACAGCAACGUGAUGCUUGAUGGAAAUAUCAUGUAACUUUGGAUUUAAUAGCUCAGAGAAAGGCUGUCUACUGUAACAGCAAAGACAAACUUUGAGGCAUAUUCUUAGGUGGUCAUGGAAUCUGCUCAUUUAUCAAUAUUUAUUGUAGCAUUUAUAAUAGGUUGCCUAUUUAAAAUGUAAUUUUAGUUUUUUUCCUCUAUUUACGCCUCUCUCAUACCGUGAGAGACUUGUGAUCUCCUGUUCAUUUUUACGUAAAACAUCACUCUAGUUGUACUUGUGGCGACAGCAUUUCUGAUUCUAAUUUUGAACUAUUUUUUUGUA
Beta vulgaris subsp. vulgaris (sugar beet) is the source of this 2306-nucleotide messenger RNA. RefSeq names its product phenylalanine--tRNA ligase beta subunit, cytoplasmic. The transcript is spliced from 20 exons. The coding region runs from base 109 to 1890 and encodes 593 amino acids. Gene Ontology annotation, cellular component: phenylalanine-tRNA ligase complex; cytoplasm. The record is from RefSeq and is a predicted model, not a curated record. Lineage: Eukaryota; Viridiplantae; Streptophyta; Magnoliopsida; Caryophyllales; Amaranthaceae. Gene Ontology annotation, biological process: phenylalanyl-tRNA aminoacylation. Gene Ontology annotation, molecular function: ATP binding; RNA binding; magnesium ion binding.